AUGCCAGUAACAGCCCAAACGCUGCGAUGGCUCGGCAUGCCAGCGUUCCUCGCCCUCGCAAGCAUAGGAGCACCCCAUACCGCUCUCAGCUAUCCCAUCCUCCUCCUACCGACCCUAGGAGCUGUGUACUCAUGGCACUACUCCAUCCACAGCCAGCGAGCAGAGCUCGAUACCUUAACGACCAUUUACUUCCUCUCCGCCACCGUAGGCAUGGUCCUGGACAUGCUAGCCCAAGCCCUGCUCGCCUACGGAACUGGUAUCUUGAUCUUUGGCGAUCAGCUGGUCGCUUACCUCCGAGAGGUCUCCCGUACCAGCGUGACCGGCUCAAGCGCAUCACAGCUCGCUGAUCGGGCAAGCAUGGCCGCGAGCUGGCGAUAUUACCUCUUUCUGCUCCUGUUCAACUACCUUCUCGGCCCACCGCUGGAGGAGGCGAUCAAGUAUGCGCCUAUUGCCUGGUAUGAAGGUCGAGCGUCCAGCGCUGAAGGAGCGGACGCGAACAAAGUAACGGCAUCGAAGCGGAAGUACCUCCACUACGCUGUCGCGGCCGCUCUGGGGUUCGCCACGAGCGAGAACAUCGCCUUCGUUCGCGCGGCGGUCAAGGCCGGGGAGAGUCCGUCUCGGCUCGCUAUCACGGUGCUCGAGCGGACGGUGGUGGGUGGGCUUGGUCAUGCGUUCACGGCGGCGCUGAUCGCGGUCAAUGCUGCGAAGUAUGCCGGCAAAGCGGGCAGCGUCGGAAAGCUUGUGCAGGUUCUGGGGCCGAGUGUGCUGUAUCAUGGGACCUUGAAUAUGGUAUUGCUCGUUAUCAGCGCGCUGAACGGAAAUGUUGGGUGGAUCCACCCAACAAAUCCUUGGACGGUCGCCGGUAUGGUUGCGGCAGUCGCUGGCAUCCUGUUGGCAUGCUUCCUGCAUGUCCGCCAUCUCUGGCGCAAACUGAGUCGAAGCUUACCAGCAGCGCCAGAAGCUCUGUAG
Molecule: messenger RNA, 969 nt
Organism: Baudoinia panamericana UAMH 10762
Lineage: Eukaryota; Fungi; Ascomycota; Dothideomycetes; Mycosphaerellales; Teratosphaeriaceae
Exons: 2
Coding region: 1-969 (322 amino acids)
Molecular function (GO): peptidase activity
Source: RefSeq, a predicted model, not a curated record